CUACAGGAAGUGUGUCAGCGGAAACCGGCCUGUGACCGUGGAGCCAAGGGGACAUUUUGGCCAAAAUAGAGCAGAAAUAAAGCAUAAAGGAAUUAAAUUUCCCCCUAAACUCCGCUGACAGGCAGACCCCAGUCUCUCCUGCAGGGAUGUGGUAUGAGAUUCUCCCCGGUUUCGCAAUAAUGACCGUGUGUCUGAUUGUUCCGGGAAUAGCGACCGCUCAGAUCCACAAAUUCACCAACGGAGGGAAGGAAAAAAGAAUUGUGAGAGUUCCUUACCAGUGGUAUCUGAUGAACAGAGACAAGCAGCUGUCAGGAACGGGAAAAUAUUACCAUUCCAAGGGACUGGAAAACAUUAAUUGAAGAUCACCCACAAGCUCUGGCCCUGUAACAAAACAAUGGAAAUGUCUGAAAUGUUAAUUUUGUUCAGUUGUCUAUUAAAAUAAUGUAAAUACCA
Astyanax mexicanus (Mexican tetra) is the source of this 453-nucleotide messenger RNA. It is a transcript of the gene ndufa1, whose product is annotated as NADH:ubiquinone oxidoreductase subunit A1. NCBI's taxonomy places the organism in Eukaryota, Metazoa, Chordata, Actinopteri, Characiformes, Acestrorhamphidae. The record is from RefSeq and is a predicted model, not a curated record. The coding region runs from base 147 to 359 and encodes 70 amino acids. The transcript has 3 exons.